UCCCCCGGCGUCCCCACGGCAGGGGCAGGCGCGGCGCGGAGCUGGGCGGGCGCGGGCGCGGGCGCUGGUGGGCGAGCGGGCGGGCGGACUCGAGGCCGCGGGAGGGAGGGAGGCUGCGACGCUGCGUUGGGUCGCGCUCGGCUGAGAGGCGGCGGUGGCCGCAUCAGCGCUGACGUGGAGCGACGUGGGCCGGCGCCGGUCCCGGUGGGGCUCGUCGUCCCACCUCCUCGCGUCCGUAAACUGUGACGAGGCCCGCUACGUAAAUCGCUUCGCGGCCGGAUAAAUAAAGAAGAAAACGGGAAGGAGCGAAGCAUUGAUCACAGAUGUCUUAAUAAUGAGCAAAUGUGGCAGGAAAAAAUAUAUCAAGACAAAUCUAAGACAAAUGACCAUGGAAACAAUUGACUCUCAGCAGGAUGGAAGUAUACCAGAUUCUGUGGCAGAGAGCGAAUCUGCUCACAUGCAGACGCAGACUGGUCAAAAUUCAAUCCCCACUUUAGCUCAGGUUUCUGUAGCUGGAUCAGGCACCGGAAGAGGCUCCCCAGCUGUAACUCUAGUACAGUUACCUUCAGGCCAAACUGUACAUGUGCAGGGAGUAAUUCAGACACCACAGCCAUCAGUGAUCCAGUCACCACAAAUACAGACUGUUCAGGUAGCAGCAAUUGCAGAGACAGAUGAGUCUGCAGAGUCAGAAGGUGUGAUUGAUUCUCAUAAACGUAGAGAAAUCCUUUCACGGAGACCCUCUUACAGAAGAAUACUGAAUGAACUUUCCUCUGAUGUGCCUGGUGUUCCCAAGAUUGAAGAAGAAAAAUCAGAGGAAGAAGGAACGCCACCUAAUAUCGCUGCUAUGGCAGUACCGACUAGCAUAUAUCAGACUAGCACGGGGCAAUACAUUGCUAUAGCCCAAGGUGGAACAAUCCAGAUUUCUAACCCAGGAUCUGAUGGUGUUCAGGGACUGCAGGCAUUAACAAUGACAAACUCAGGAGCUCCUCCGCCAGGUGCUACAAUUGUACAGUACGCAGCACAGGCAGCAGAUGGCACUCAGCAGUUCUUUGUCCCAGGCAGCCAGGUGGUGGUUCAAGAUGAGGAAACUGAACUUGCCCCAAGUCACAUGGCUGCCGCCACUGGUGACAUGCCGACUUACCAGAUCCGAGCUCCAACUACUGCUUUGCCACAGGGAGUGGUGAUGGCUGCCUCGCCGGGAAGCCUGCACAGUCCCCAGCAACUAGCAGAGGAAGCAACACGUAAACGAGAGCUGAGGCUAAUGAAAAACAGGGAAGCCGCCCGGGAGUGUCGCAGGAAGAAGAAAGAAUAUGUCAAAUGUCUUGAAAACCGCGUGGCUGUGCUUGAAAACCAAAACAAGACUCUGAUUGAGGAACUCAAGGCCCUCAAAGAUCUUUAUUGCCAUAAAGCAGAGUAACUGUCUUUGACUUGGACCUUGUUUGCUCUGAAUUCUAAUCAAGGCAGGACAUGCAGCAGUCCUACUAAUUGCCAUGUGGACUUGUGCAAGGGACACUUGUGACCCUUAAGAACCCAGUUUGGCUUAGUGUUUGACAUUGCGUUGGGAAUGUUGUCCCAGGAUUUGGAAUGCAACCAUGAUCACAUUUACCGAGCUUACUUCCGCCUCCCCGUCCGUAGCAUGCAUGCGAGAAAAAAAAAUGUUUUGUUUGCCCUUUUGCUUCUACUUUCUUUCAGGGAAGCUGCUAAAGAAUGUCGACGUCGGAAGAAAGAAUAUGUCAAAUGUCUGGAGAGUCGAGUUGCAGUGCUGGAAGUUCAGAACAAGAAGCUCAUAGAGGAACUGGAAACCUUGAAAGACAUUUGCUCUCCUAAAACAGAUUAGUAGAAAUAUUUAACUAUGAACUGAUCGCAACAUGUACAGUUGCUUUUGAAGGCAAUACAAUAUAUAGCCGGCAAGAAUUAUGGCUUUGUUUUCCUCCUUUGUAUCAUUCAUCAUAUUUUCUAAUCUCUAACAUUCCCAAAUUGCUUCACUGUACGUAGCUAACUCUUAGCUGUAACUUCAAUUUUUUUUGAGACAAACUGUUAAAAAAAAAAAAAGUAUGUAACAAAUUCUUAAAAUGCAAUAUUUGUAAGACUUGUUCCAAUGCCACAUAUUUGCAGUUCCCAAUCUCUGUGUCACGAAUAGUGUCCUAUGCAAUAAAAAUUUUUUGCAGGUCUUU
Molecule: messenger RNA, 2174 nt
Organism: Hippopotamus amphibius kiboko
Lineage: Eukaryota; Metazoa; Chordata; Mammalia; Artiodactyla; Hippopotamidae
Gene: CREM
Product: cAMP responsive element modulator
Exons: 10
Coding region: 335-1417 (360 amino acids)
Biological process (GO): regulation of transcription by RNA polymerase II
Cellular component (GO): nucleus; ATF4-CREB1 transcription factor complex
Molecular function (GO): protein binding; DNA-binding transcription factor activity, RNA polymerase II-specific; RNA polymerase II cis-regulatory region sequence-specific DNA binding
Source: RefSeq, a predicted model, not a curated record